AUGGGCCAUCGCCAUCGUUCUGCUCUCAAGCAGCAGAACAAGGCCUUCAAAGGCUCAUCCUCAAAAUCGAAGAGCCUCAAGGAAAAGCGAAGGACUGCUGCAGCUAACGCUGCAUCUCUCGCUGUUAAUAAGCCCACUACAAAAUCUGAGCGAGUGCAGCAGUCUAAGCAACGUCGCGUCCAGCGGUCCCGUGAUCUUCAUCAGCGGCAGGUGCCAAGCGCUGAUGGCCCCCCACCCAAGGUUGUGGUGCUACUUCCCUUCUCAGACUCUGUUUGCAUUGACAAGGUGUUUCAUAAACUGUCGCAGGACUUAGUUCAGGACCAUGGGAAAGCCUCCUGCGAGGGGAUAGCUGGGAUGGACAUGGACGGUGACGAUAACACUUCAAAAGACGUUGCAUCCCCCCAGCAAAAUCCACACUAUUGCCGGUAUACAUUCUCCUUGCCAGCUUACGCAAGAAAUCCACUCAUACCUAAGAAGUACCAACAGAAUGUGUUGCUUAUCCCCGCCCCACGCAUAAGUGAAACAGCAGGGAACGGAACAAUGCUGGAGGAGGGAGAACCACCGGAGAGGCCAAGUGAAUUACUACGGUAUAUGGAUCUCUGUAGUUGCUGUGACGUUUUAGUGUGCCUUUUCGGAGGCAGCUGCACGUACGAAAGAAGUGCCUUUAGUAGGCGGGGAUACAAAAUACUGCAGGGCCUCAAGCUGCAAGGUCUUCCUCCGUCAGUUAUUGGCGUUGGAUGCGUCGAUCCUUCAGUGCUGGAACCGGCGCAUGCGCCAAAAGGAAAAAGCUCAGCAUCAGAAAGUCUUAAGUUCAUGCGCCGCUUUUUCGAAUCCGAGCUUGGAGCUGAAAGAAAAUUUUUCAGCAUCGGAAGCGAUGCAGACUGGCAUAAUGUCUUGAGAGCAUUGGGAGCAGCUGCGUCGCUGACACAGGGCGAUACAAAUACGAAAACUGUUGCAAAAGGCGCCGAGGCAGCGGCUAGCAGAAGGCGGGGACACCUGCUGGCCUUGAGUUGGCGUAUUGCGUGGCAUCACCUUUCGGGAGACCCUGCGGCUCAGCCCGAGCCUUGCCUUGAAGCUUGUGGGCUUGUCCGAGGAGCGGGAUUGACUUGCAACCUGCCAGUACACAUCACAGGAGUAGGAGAUUUCGUGCUUUCCAGGAUUGAGGCUAUGGAGCCAGCGUAUGAGGCAAAGAGGCGGGAACCUUCAUUAGUCAAUGGCCAAGCAAAAGCGGAAGUGGAAGCUCACGUGGCAAACUUGCAAGAAGUGGUGGAGGCGUUACAACCCUUGCAGCCCUUGGAUACUGCUGCUAUGGAACAAACCUGGCCCACAGGAGAAGAGAUGACAGCAGAAGAUGGGAUGGCGUCAGCAAAUCGCAGGCGCGUUCGGGUUCCCAGAAAUGUAGGAGAUUACGAGCGAGCUUGGCUGGAGUCCGACACAGAUGGUACAAACAACGACAGCGAAGAGGAAGCAAAUGAGAAUAGCGACUUCGAAAUGCAGGAGGAAGAGGCUAUUGCUGCGAACACUGACCCAACUACGAGCGUAGUCGACGAAGUUGAUGAUGAUUGGAAGACCCUGAACGGUGCAGAACAGCAACAAAUGGAAGCCGAUAACAAGGCGUACGCAGCUCAACGCCGUGAAGCAGCAGAGAUGGAAAGGGAGUUCCCAGAUCAAGUUGACACACCAUUGAACAUCUCGGCAAAGGAGCGUUUCCAAAAGUACCGUGGUCUCAAGAGCUUCCGUUCUUCCCCAUGGGCAAAGAACGAAGAUUUACCGAUAGGUUAUGGUCGCAUUAUUGAUGUGUCCAACCUGAAGGGCUUGGCGGUAUUUGCGUCACGCGCCCACGCGGAGCUCUGCCGACUGACAGGCGGAUUCUCAGGCCGCUUCUGCCGUCUUCUGAUGCCUCUGCGUCAUUCGUACAUGCUACUGCAGCUAGUACAACAGCAUCCUCCCCUUGAAGGCAAAGGUCUGUACGACGCUUUGGUCGAGGCGAUGACAGGACGAAUAGCGAAUCGGUUUUCGGCAAGCAAUCAAACCUGCACAGCAGGUGCCGUCGCCAGUGCAGACGCCGAUCUGAUGGUGCCCGACUUCCUUUUAGUCUCACAACUGCUGCAGCAUGAGACCCAAGUGGCAGUUGUCCACUCCCAGCUAACAUUCUGCGAUGACCAGCCAAUAAAGAGCAAGGAUCCAAUGUUGAUGGCUUGCGGUUUCCGGAGGUUUCCGGCUUCGCCGAUUUACUCGGAAGAGCCGAGGCAAGGCGUACGCAGUGCAGCUAAAUGGAAGUUCAAGCGCUGGGCAGAACCAGGCUCCACUCUGACUGCAACGGUGUAUUCACCGCUGGUGCUCCCACCCUCGCCGUGUAUCAUGCUUCGGUCUGAUAGCUCAGAACCCGACAAUCUGCGUAUUACAGCCUGGGGCUCAGUACUUCCGGUGAAUGGAGCAAGUAGCCGUUUGAUUAUAAAACGUGUACUUCUCAGUGGUCACCCAUUCAAGGUACACAGGCGCAAAGCAAUUGUGCGCUUCAUGUUUUUUAAUCCCGACGACGUGCGAUGGUUCACUCCAAUAGAAUUGCACACCAAGAGAGGGCUACGCGGGAAUAUUGUUGAACCUCUAGGCACUCACGGUUACAUGAAGUGCAAGUUCAGUGACUAUCUCAAGCAAAGUGACGAGGUUCUGUUGCCCCUUUAUCGGCGCGUAUUUCCAAAGUGGUAUCCUCAGUCGUGGGGAGGUCUGCCAACCCAGCAACCGCUCGACUAA
Messenger RNA from Eimeria necatrix, 2754 nucleotides. Its product is annotated as DUF663 domain-containing protein, related. Gene Ontology annotation, biological process: maturation of SSU-rRNA from tricistronic rRNA transcript (SSU-rRNA, 5.8S rRNA, LSU-rRNA); endonucleolytic cleavage of tricistronic rRNA transcript (SSU-rRNA, 5.8S rRNA, LSU-rRNA); ribosome biogenesis. Gene Ontology annotation, molecular function: GTPase activity; U3 snoRNA binding; GTP binding. The transcript has 12 exons. Bases 1 to 2754 code for a protein of 917 amino acids. Gene Ontology annotation, cellular component: nucleus; preribosome, small subunit precursor. The record is from RefSeq and is a predicted model, not a curated record. Lineage: Eukaryota; Apicomplexa; Conoidasida; Eucoccidiorida; Eimeriidae.